Fusarium verticillioides 7600 is the source of this 1934-nucleotide messenger RNA. RefSeq lists its product as hypothetical. The transcript has a single exon. Gene Ontology annotation, biological process: positive regulation of transcription by RNA polymerase II. The coding region runs from base 61 to 1839 and encodes 592 amino acids. Gene Ontology annotation, molecular function: zinc ion binding; DNA-binding transcription factor activity, RNA polymerase II-specific; transcription cis-regulatory region binding. The record is from RefSeq and is a predicted model, not a curated record. Gene Ontology annotation, cellular component: nucleus. NCBI's taxonomy places the organism in Eukaryota, Fungi, Ascomycota, Sordariomycetes, Hypocreales, Nectriaceae.
CUCAAUUCCUGCACCUCGACAGAUUCAGAAAUAGGCGACCAACGCAACCCUCACUUUUACAUGGGUCCUCCAAGCCCAAGCCACGAGUCUCUACCCUCAUCUGGAUCUCAAUCGCAAUUCCAUCUCCAACAGCAACCGAGGACCCAACGGUCACGAGGCGGAUGCCAAACAUGCCGCAUUAAAAAAGUCAAGUGCGACGAGACGCGACCAAUUUGCCGACGAUGUGUCCGCCUGGAAUUGACCUGCGACUAUACGCGUCUCCCUCGCAAAAAGUACACCAGGCGCGUUAUCUCGUCCCCUGCUGCAUCGUCUCCUGCCAACCUGAUCACCAGAACAGAUGCGGCGUCAACACCUAGCGACAGUCUCAUAGGCCGUGUUGAUAAUUCAUAUUUUGGGGAGUUUGGUAGCGGAUCCUUAUCCGAUACUCAGAGUGCAGAUGUCAGUCUACCACCACUGAAUACCAUUGCCGACGAUGGCCUGGCACUUGACCUCUCACCCGACUGUGCCGCCAUCCUGUCCCCUUCCGAUCACUCGGCAAUCCACUUCUUCCGAUUUGUCCUCCCAGGAAUGGUUGGCACGCGGAUAUCGAUGCACAGCGGACCUGGGCUGGUAUGGAAAUUGGCGCAGCAGAGUCCUAUGGUUCUUCACAUGGUUUGCGCCGUCAGUGGGCAAACAUGGUCUGAGAAGACGAGCGGCUCCAAGUCAGAUGCCGAAUCCAGACGAUUAAGAGCUAUCCAACACUACAGAGAUGGUUUACAGAUGCUGGCUGUAGCUACGCAGAUCCCUAGCGAGAUAACCUGUCUUCCACCUGUCUUGGCUACAUUAUGGCUCAUGCUCUUGUACGAACUCAGGUUUGGGGAUGGGUGCGGUAUUGGCGUUGAUGCGCACCUGAGAGGCGCCACCUCAAUAUUAUUGGGGCGAUCGAGACUCACAACCAGCGACAGUAGUGACCCUCGUACCUCACAGAUAAUCGAACCUGAGAAUUUCUGUCCUGUCUCUUGCAGAAUACUCGUUUGGCUCUCGCACGCGGAUGGAGGUGCUGUUCUAAAUGGGUUUGGUGGGUAUUUCAACAAUCUCCUGGGAACCUCCUCAGUAGACAUAACAGAGACUGAAGCACAAGGUCGCUUGCAACGUGUCAGGCAAUUGCAGAAGCGAUCUAUCCUUGCCAACUACGACCUAUGGGGAAGAUCAUAUCCCCAGACUGAACUAUUGGAGGACAUGCAGUGCAGUGACCUAUCAUGUUUCGAUGCCGAGUGCGCUCAGCUAAAGUUCAUGGUCGGGUCUUUAGCAGCAGCUGAGCAUCGCGACAACGUCCCCCACGGUUCGUGGAGACAGUCUGUCGCGGGUGCCAUUCGCAGCGUCAGAUCCAGGUAUGGAGAGCUGAUAAGUGUGGCUAAUCGCCUCGAACUACCCGACGACGGACCCCAUAGACGGUUCGUGAUGGAGAUGCAAUCGGUCAUUUCCUGCUUUUACGCAAUAUAUGUCUGCUUUCUUCGAAUCACCCACGGACAAGAACCAAUAGCACCAGAGCAACGCGAGGCAAUGAAAGAGAUCAUGUCUCUAGGCUUCAAGGUUUAUCGAGAUCAAGGAGAGUCAGGUCUAACCCGGCUAGGCUGGCCAUUGUUCGUGGUGGCAAUCGAGUCAGAUGAUAUACUGCAUAGAUCUUGGAUCAUGGAGCGGUUUAGCGAGCUUGUUCUCCAUGGGGAGAACUAUCGGCAAGCUUAUCAAGCUAUACGUGUUGCCGUAGGAAGUCGGCCAUUGGAUGAAAGGACGGUUGGCUAUUUCGAAGUGUUUCGCGUCGAGUCCUUUCCGCGAUUUCUGCUCUGUCAGGGCUGCUGAUAAGAUAGCAAGGUAGAAAUUUAUGAAAUUGCCGAUCGGCACCAAGUUGUGGCUUGUUGUUGUCUUGAAUUACCCGACGACAUUUUAGGUUAUCG